This is a messenger RNA of Medicago truncatula (barrel medic), 882 nucleotides long. Its product is annotated as F-box/kelch-repeat protein At3g23880. NCBI's taxonomy places the organism in Eukaryota, Viridiplantae, Streptophyta, Magnoliopsida, Fabales, Fabaceae. Bases 1 to 882 code for a protein of 293 amino acids. The record is from RefSeq and is a predicted model, not a curated record. Gene Ontology annotation, molecular function: protein binding. The transcript is spliced from 3 exons.
AUGAAUCUCCUCCCUCCAUCUCAGUUGCAGGUAUUCCUCCCCGGUGAACUUAUUGUCGAAGUGCUUUCCUUCCUUCCUGUCAAAUCUCUCAUGCGGCUGAAGUGUGUGAGCAAGUCAUGGAAGUACCUCAUAUCUGAACCCUCCUUCGCCAAACUGCACCUUAACAGAACUACACAAGAUGCAGUCCGCACAAUUGUAUCAUACCAUAUGCAUUCCAGGGACGUGUCCUUCACAGUUUUCCGUUUGCUCGAGAACCCUCCAAUCAUUAUCAAUCUUCCAAAAAAUCCUUACCAUCAACUGAAUGACAAGGAUUGCCACUACAUCGUUGGUUCCUGCAAUGGAUUGCUUUGCUUAUUUGGCGGAACUGGCUAUAGAGAGGACAAUGGGGGGUAUAGAGAGAAUUGGCUUCGUUUUUGGAACCCAGCCACAAGGAUAAUAUCAGAAAAAUUUCAUGGUGAUGAUGGCCUAGGUUUCCCUUGUAAUUACACGUUUGGUUAUGAUAAUUCAACAGAAACUUAUAAGGUGGUGUAUUUCACUCGAAAGACAACAAAUGUAAGAGUUUUUAGUUUGGGCGUUAAUGUUUGGAGAAAUAUCCAAGAUUCCCCUAUGAUUCAUCAUCAUUGGCAGAUGAAGGUUGUGCAUGUGAAAGAUAGUGUUAAUUGGUUGGCAAUUCACAAUUACAUUAGUGAUGAUUAUAAUUGCGAGGGUAUUACUAUUGGGCAAUUUGUGAUUAUUUCACUUGAUUUGGGCACUGAGGCAUAUACUAAAUUGUUUCCUCCUCAUGGUUUCAGUGAAGAUUAUGAUGAAAGGUUUGUAUUCUCGGCGGUACGGUUAAUGGAUGUUGCUGCACAAUUCAGCGUUUGCCAAGACAGAAAGCUCUAA